Molecule: messenger RNA, 758 nt
Organism: Episyrphus balteatus (marmalade hoverfly)
Lineage: Eukaryota; Metazoa; Arthropoda; Insecta; Diptera; Syrphidae
Product: protein NDUFAF4 homolog
Exons: 4
Coding region: 105-728 (207 amino acids)
Biological process (GO): mitochondrial respiratory chain complex I assembly
Cellular component (GO): mitochondrion
Source: RefSeq, a predicted model, not a curated record
UUUUGUUUGUCAGCUGAAAAACGGCUACCGCAACUUAACUUGGAAAUUUCUUAUUCCAAAAAAAAAAAAAAUAAAUCAAAUUCGUUGAAUAAAAACCAAUAAAAAUGGGAAAAGUAGCCUCGAAAAUUACUCGGCAUAUAAAUCGUUUUAAUGUAGAAAAUAGAGCCCAUCGAGUUUUAGAUCGUGACAAGCCAACAGCUGCACCCAAAUUCGAUUCGAACAUUCAGGAUUUGCAAAGAGCCUUGGAACUUGAUCCGAAAUUGGUUGAAAAACUCAACAAAAAGGAUUCUCAUUUGGAUGACCGGUUGAAAAAUGUUUAUGUAACCUCAGAGGAUCGUUACAUUGACCAUGUAAAGAUCAAGAGAGAAAGUGAUGAGAGAACUCUACCGCUUGAUAGAAAGAUUGUCCAAGAUUUCGAAUAUGGUUACAAAGAACCCGUUCGAGUGACACCAGGACGUUGCACUCUGCGAACUGCAAUGAAAUUCAUCACAGAUCAUCAAGGUGAACCAGAUUUGUGGACAACAAAGAAAAUUGCCGAUGAAUACAAAAUUAAGGAAGAAACUGUUGGAAAAAUUCUAUACUUCUUCAAGAGCUUCCAAAUCUAUAUACCUGACAUCAACAGCAAAGACAACAUCCUAACACAAGCGAAUCCCAAUUUGAUUGAUGAGAAAAAAGAAAAGGAGAAUGAGAGUGAGAAUGAAAAAGAAAAAGGCAAAGAACGAACGUGAAUCUAAUCAUCUUAAAUAGUCACAAAUGAA